UAUUUAAAAUAUCAGCUUUCUAACUCAACAAUUCCACUUCUACACCAAACUCCCAUAAUGUAGAAAUAAGUGUAGGAAUGUGUUUUCAGCAGUCCUUACCUAAGAACACAAUGUUUAUUUCAACAAUCUUGAUUGGAACCAAUAAACAAAUGAUAAUUGUUAUAACAUCUCUUUAUGGUCUUGAUGCUGUUCUUAUUUGUCUAUUUAUGCAGAUCUGCUGUAGGAAAUCAAAUUAUCAAGAAAAAUUGUUUUUCUGGCCUGAAGUAUAUUGUGGUGGUAUUAGGAAGACUGAGGUUGACAUUCGUGUUGCAGUCAAGUUGCAGACCAGAGUUUCUUUGUUGACAGAACUCUAUCAAUUGAAAGGUGUUAAACUUAGUAAUGCUUGGAAGAAGUUAGAGAAGAAUUUAGUUAUAGAAUCUUUUGCUGCCCCAUUUCAUUCUGAUAUGGAGAUAUCUAUACCUGAUAAGCCAUGUUCGAAAACCAAGUGCUUUCUCUUCCAUCGCCUAUAUGAGGUCUGUGAUUUUAAUCUUCGACAUUACAAAAGCAAUACAACAGAUGGUUAUGCAGAAGGUGAGGCAGCGCUGGGACUCUAUGCAGAGCCUAGGCCACCGGUUUCCAUUUAAAACCUAAAAACCCAGAAAGCAAAAUGUAAUGCAUACUGGGAGUAGUUGCAGACACAGAGAAUAGCUUGGUCGGAAUUGUCCCUCCAACUGUCCGCUUCAUGUGGCAGCUACUGAAGCACUCUCUCUCAAAUCUGAACUCUCAAUACUGCAGAAGAGGGAAGAAGGGAAAGAGGAAACGAGAGGAGACAGAGAUAUUGAGGAGGUUUUGAUUUGGGUUUUGCCGACGGGAGGAACAAAGAUGCAGAGAGGAAGGAAAAGAAGAUGAAGAGGGAGAGCCUUCAGCAAUUAGAUAUGAUCUGAUUGAAAUUCCAAGUUUCGGGGUUGGAUUUGAGUGGGAUCUGGAAUUGAUUUUGAGAAAUUAUGUUAGGUGAAUAAUUGAAUUCUUUGGUUUAGGAUUAUUGGGAUAUAAAGUAGGGAAUUGGUUUUGAUUUUGAUUGAGAUUUUAUUGAUUUGGAUAGGUCAUUGAAAGGGUU
Rosa rugosa (rugosa rose) is the source of this 1096-nucleotide messenger RNA. RefSeq lists its product as uncharacterized. The record is from RefSeq and is a predicted model, not a curated record. NCBI's taxonomy places the organism in Eukaryota, Viridiplantae, Streptophyta, Magnoliopsida, Rosales, Rosaceae. The coding region runs from base 78 to 623 and encodes 181 amino acids. The transcript is spliced from 6 exons.